CGUGCUCGCAGUCACACACGCGCAGUGCUGUCAGGAGCGCCGCUGCUGGACCACAGCCAUCUCGCGAAGGAGGUUCCAGCGGAGGGAAGAGAAAGCCAGAGCGAGAGCGAGACAAAGGGAAGGAGGACGGUAGAAGGAGAGGAGCGAAUAGGAGCGAGGGGACCGGCACAAGGAAGGAGAGACCCAGCGCUUUGUGAAGAACAGCAAGCGAGGGACAGGAGGAGGGAGGAGGAGAGAGGAAAAAAAGAGGAGGGAGAACAGGAAACGCGAUCACUUUCAGCUGCAGCGGUCCGUGUCGCAGCAUGGGCAAUGCACCAUCCCAAGGUAGCAGAAGAGAGGGACUGGAUGAACCCACCUUAUAUUCCAAGGCCAACGCCGGGGCCUGUUUUCCUAAGCAAGAUCCCGAGCGUGGUGGCAGUCACAUGAUCUCGACGGAUGACUUGGAGUAUCCGCGCGAGUACCGGACGCUGGGGAACAGCGCCCGGCGAUUCUCCAAUGUCGGCCUUGUGCACACGUCGGAGCACCGCCACACCGUCAGCGCCGCCCAGAGCCUGGAGGCCCUCACCAACUUGCACAAGGCCGACAUGGAACGCAAGAGGGACGCCUUCAUGGACCACCUGAAGAGCAAGUACCAGCAGCAGCAGCAGCUGCAGCAUCCGCAUCACAGCCCACACCACAACCCACCAUCUCCCUCUCCCUCCCACGCCAGCAUGAGGGGCACGUCAGAGCGCUCUGCACGAGAACAGCAACAGCCCAACUACUGGAGCUUUAAGAGCCGCAGUCCCCGGCAUUCCCAGUCUACCCAGUCUGGGCUUGCCGACCAGGCCGCCAAGCUCUCCUUUGCCUCGGCUGAAUCCUUGGAGACCAUGUCAGAGGCCGACAUCCCCAUCGGGUUCAACCGGAUGAACCGAUUUCGCCAGAGCCUGCCACUGUCCCGCUCUGCCAGCCAGAAUAAGCUACGAUCUCCAGAUGAAUAUUCAGGUGUGCUGUUCCUGCAGUACGGAGAUGAGACACGCCGGGUUCACAUCACCCACGAGCUGAGCAGUCUGGACACGCUGCACGCUCUCAUCGUGCACAUGUUCCCUCAGAAGUUGACAGCAGGUAUGCUGAAGUCCCCCAACACGGCCAUCUUGAUCAAGGACGAGGCGCGCAACGUAUUCUACGAGCUGGAGGACGUCCGGGACAUCCAGGACCGCAGCAUCAUCAAGAUUUACCGCAAAGAGCCCAUCUACGCUUCCUACCCUGCUGCUGCACACCUGGCUAACGGAGACCUGCGGAGGGAGAUGGUGUACUCCUCUCGUGACUCCUCCCCUACUCGCCGCCUCAACACCCUCCCCUCCUCUACAGCCUCGGCUUCUCCAUCCCGCUCUCGCCUCUCCUACAGUGGCGGCCGUCCUCCAUCCUUCACCGGGUCCCACGGCCAGCAUGAACAGCCCCGACACCCCCACCAUCCCUCAGCCGGCCAUGCUGCCAACGCGGGCUUGUCUCCCUCGCCCAGCGCCAUCCUGGAGCGCCGCGAUGUCAAGCCUGAUGAAGAAGUUUCUGCAAAAAAUAUGGCACUGAUGAAGAGCGAGGGUCUGUAUGCGGACCCCUACAGCCUGAUGCAUGAAGGCCGCCUCAGCAUCGCCUCCACACAGUCGCUAGCUGCCAUCGGUGACCCCUUUAGCUUUCCUGUUUCCAGUGGCCUGUACCGCCGUGGCUCUGUGCGCUCCCUCAGCACCUACUCAGCUGCCGCUCUUCAAGGGGACCUGGAGGACUCUCUGUACAAGCCUGGAGGUUCACUCUACUCUGACACAUACUCCUCAGCCACACUGGGCAUGGGUUUUCGCAUGCCGCCUUCAUCCCCGCAGAAAAUCCCUGACAUGCAGCUAAGAGACAGGGACUCGUACUCCAGCUCGCCCAGCAGAGCCUCACCUGUCAGGCAGACCUUCCGCAAGGACUCGGCCUCCUCCUCUGUGUUUGUGGAGAGCCCAAAGUCAAGGCCCAGCUCCAGUUCAGAGCCUCUGUGUCUGACAGCUGGGCCUGGGGAGGGCGGCAGGGCCACGCCUGGCUUUGGUUCUUCGCUGUCUGGACAGGACCCUGACAGCAGCAGAGAUCAUCGUCUGGAGCGUAUGGAGGCAAUGGAGAAGCAGAUAGCCAGCCUCACUGGCCUGGUCCAGAGUGUGCUGACCAGAGCUCCAGACAGUGACAGCACAUGCGGCCUGCUGCGUCUCUGCAUGAUGGCGGGCUGCCCUCCGGACCAAGGGACCGAGUUCUCACGGCCAUUACCUUUUUCUUCCAGCGAGAAGACCGAAACCAACAGCGACGGCUCCGCCACUGGAACUGGCCGGCUGAAGAAGAAAGCUCACACACCAUCGGCACCUCUGGCUCUGAUGCCUCCGCCUCCUUCUAUCACAACCCCGGUGAACAGCGCCAGCCGCUUGCAGAUGCAGCUCCACCUGCACGGUCUGCAGCAGAAUGCCACCGACCUGCGCAAACAACUCGGCCAGCUUCGCAAGAUACAGAUGGAGAACCAGGAUUCGGUGCGAACUCUCUUGAAGCGGACAGAAGCGGAGCUGAACGUGCGCGUGGCCGACGCCUUGAGGAAGCAGGAAGAUCCUCUGCAGAGACAGCGCCUCCUGGUGGAGGAGGAGAGACUCAAGUACCUCAACGAGGAGGAGCUCAUCAUCCAGCAGCUCCACGACCUGGAGAAGUCAGUGGAGGAGAUCCAGAAGGAGUCGUCUGUCAACCACAAGAUGGUGACAGUGCAGGAGCUGGAGGAGAAGGCCACGGUUCUGAGAAAGCUGGGAGAAACGCUCACAGAGCUGAAAAAUCAGUUCCCGGGCCUGCAGAGCAAGAUGCGGGUGGUGCUCAGGGUAGAGGUGGAGGCUGUCAAAUUCCUGAAAGAAGAGCCGCACAGGCUUGAUGCCUUGUUAAAACGCUGCAAGACUAUAACUGACACCCUCGCCACCAUGCGCAAACAAGCAAAUGAGGGUGUGUGGAAGAAGCAGGAGGACUUCUCAAGUCCUUCAUCGAAGCACAACGACGACUUGCGGAAGUUUUCAGACUUUGACAUCCCCACCAGUCCUCCACUCACCAUCAAUGACCUUGGGGGAGGCAACAGCCUGUCCAACUGGAGCCCCCACUCCAGCCUGAGCCGUGGCCAUGGGAAUCUGUCUGGCCCUCACAAGGACAAUCAUCCUCCUGUUCCCCACAAAGGCAAAGCCCUGGAGGAGCUGGAACGCCGCGCUUUAGCUGACAAAGCUUUGUCCGUGGAGGUCCGGCUGGCAGCAGAGCGAGACUGGGAGGAGAAGCGGGCCAGUCUGACCCAGUACAGCGCCCAAGACAUCAACCGGUUGCUGGAAGAGACCCAGGCUGAAUUAAUGAAAGCUAUUCCAGACUUGGACUUUGCUGCCAAGCAGAUCAAGCCUUCCUCUAACACACCAUCCUCCCAGAAUCCCCAAGGUGGGGCAGGAACUCCAGAGCACCGCGUCAGCAAGCCCCAGCACAAGCUCUCUGGGAAAGAGGGAGGAUCCAGGCGUGGCUCUGAUGAGCUGACAGUGCCACGAUAUCGCACCGAAAAACCCUCCAAGUCUCCUCCCCCUCCACCACCUAGACGCAGUUUUCCGUCUUCUCCAGGCGUAACCAGCCGCAGCGGAGAGCCACUCAUUCCUGGAAAAAGUAUAAAGAAGACUGAAUCUGAAGAGACUGAAAGCCAGAAGCCUCAUGUAAAACUGAGGAGGACUGUGUCUGAAAACCCCCGUCCUGCGUCUACACCCCCCACACUUGCCUCUGGGGACAAGGAGGAAGGAGAGGAGGAGAAAAUUGCUGCAGAGUUGGAGGGAAGGCGCUUGUCUCCGGUCCCCCACAUCGUGUUGACAGAGUGUUUACCAGCUUCGCCUGCUGCCUCAGAGGAUCCUGUCAGAGAUUCAGCAAAUUACCCUGUAGAGGAGACUCCGUCACGUGAUCAGACUGGUCAUGAAAGCGUCUACGAAGCAGUAUUUUCGAAACAAAGGCAUUCAUUAGGAAGCCCUCCUCAGAGAGAGCGAGAGCUGACUUGUUUAAAGGAUGACAUGGGGUUAAACCGGGUAGUUUCCCUGCUGUUGACAGAGCUAGAGGUGAGGGUGGUGUCUCCCGCUGAAGCCCAGGAGCUCAGCAGGACUGUAGGAGACGCUCUGCACACUCUGACCAUCUCACCACAGACUAAUGAAGUCCCUGAGGUCCAGCUGAGUGACCGGCCUCUCCUAGUGCUCCUCAGAGAAGAAAAAACAGUCCGGGGUGCCUACGGGCUUCUGCUUUCCCUUAUGGAGUCUUCAAAGCCGGUGCCCAAACCCAGAAUGAAAUCCUCCCUGAACUCUGGCCAGAGGAGCUCUCUGGUGGAGGCUCUAAGGAGAGGGAUAGAAACAGGGGAUAGAGUGCUGACACUUCAGCACAAAACUGAAAUGAAGACUUGUGAGGUACAGCAGGAAUCAGUAAACAUCACUGUGGACAGUCUAUCCAACAAGAGCCAGAGGAAAACAGGAGAAGAUAUCCGACACAGCACCUACAGGAGGCUGGACAGCUUGGAGGAGACUAUUCGUGAGCUGGAGAACACCUUGAUAGAAAUCAGCGGCCAUCCAACUGCAGAGCAGCUCUACACACCUGUACAGAUGACAAACAGUCCAACCUCAGAGACGAAGAAGCCACCGGUCCCACCCAAGCCACCCUCUUUCAACCCAGCAUCGAUCCAGGGAGGGAAUAGUUCAAGCGUUGGUAAGGCCCUCCACUCCUCGGCUGCCUCCAAACUGAAGCACCUGCAGCAGAACAGCACAGACAAGACUAAAAGUGGCAGAAGAGAAGAGUUCAUGAAGAUCCAGGGCCAGCACCAGCAGUGAGGGACCAGUCCUCUUCAGCAGCUUCCUGCUCCUCCUGUUCACCCGACAAGAGAGCUACACCACCCCACCCCCCUUAAUUUCACAUCUCCAGCGUUUAAUCCAAAAUCUACCACUGAACCCCAAUCUGUGUGCAUUUGUGAAUAUGUGUGAGCGUGUGUGCGUGUGUGCAAGCAUGCAUGCACGGGCAUGUUUGACUGUAAUGGUAAGGGAAGGAGCUGCAGGGGACAGUGCCCAGCCAAUUUUAAGACUUUAAUUUCUCAUGAUUUUCCCUUUGAUCCUUGAAAACCUCCAUUCCCCCUUUCCCCGCUUCUGUGUCCCCGCUCUACCUGAAGGCCUUGGGGACCAACAGCACCAGUGGCAGUAUUGAGCCAUACCUCUCUGGUAUCAAAACGGGGAUUUUCUCAGGCCGAGUGCCCUCUCCUGCAGCAGUGUUUCCUCCUGGCCUGAGGAAGUACCCCCAGGAUGGAGCAAUGCCCUCCCUGACAGCCUCCCCCAGCCAAGCGAAGGCCCUCCUGGCGAGCCUGUCUGCCUCCGGCCUGAGUGCCGAGGCCCUGCUCCUCUCCUCCACGCUCCGCCAUCGCCGCCUUCUACGUGAGCAGAGAGCCUCCUCCUUGCCCCUUCCCAGCAGCCAGUCCACCCCUUCUACUCCCAUUGCCAGCUCCCCGUCCUCUUCCUCCUCACCCACCACCCCGACUCCUUCCCUGUCUCCCUCCUCUCCCUCUCCUUUAAAUUCCCUCGUCUCCUCUUCUGCGGUUCCCAAGCCCAGCGGUUGUAGCUCCAGCCUCAACAGCUGCAGGGAGGGUAGCAGCGACCAUGUGAAUAAGGACCUCGCCCCUGGCAACUCUCUGUGAUGAAAAGGAGGAGGACAUAGGAGGAUUCAAGCACCAUCGCACCAUGAACCAUAAAGAGAAAAUAGCUACAUUAUGGAAAAAUCUUUUUUUAGUGUCAUAUUUUUUCAGGACUUUGGCUUUUUCUUCCUCUUUUUUUUUCCUCUCUACUUUUGGCCUCACUCCAGUAUGCAGUCUUCAUAUUUCCAUGGCAAGAACUACUGUAGAUGGAGUCACAAUCUUCUUCUUGAAUAAGUUUCCUACUCUGAUCUGGCUCCACAGUUCCUCUACAGUUCUCCCACGCAGUCCUACUGCCAGUUUGCCAGAUAGAGAGCGCACAAACAGACCUCCCAUCCUACCGGCUGCCUGCUGUUGUCACACUGAUGUGGUCUGGAUGGAUUUACUGACAGUAGCAGUCUCAUAUGUACCCUCACUCAACAGGGUUGUUAGUGGAGUAGACAUAAUUUCUAGACUGUGACUUUUAUCAUAGAAAAUAGAGCUGCAAUAAUCACCAAGUGAGUCCAGUAGUUGUGUGUGUUCAGGAUAAUAUUGCUCUCACUUACCUGCAUCACCUGGCAGAAUGUCCUCAGAAAAAAAACAAAAAAACAAAAGUAGAUCAAGGUGAUGAUUGUGGUUUCAAACUGUUUUGGGCAUUUGUGGCUUUUCUUGCAUCACCUGUGUUUUAAACUCUGAACUGGUGCUAUAUUUUCCCCUCCGUUUGUACACACUGUGUAAAGAGUUUACAUGAUUGUCCUCACUUCCCCAAAUCUUUGACCUGCGCUUUGUUGCAAGUGCACAUUCCACUGUCAGACUUUGAGUUCUGUUUGAAUAUUUAUAUGCAUCCCUACAGAGUGAAAUCCUUGCAUCAAAACAAAUUAGGAACAAUUAAGGGAAAUUUUUAAAAAUUACUCACAAAAGCACAUCGUAGGGAGCAGUCUUAUAUAACAGCACAUUUCUAUUUAGAAUAGAACCAGGAGGAACAGUGACACAAACAGGAGGGAAGAAUGCGAAUUGUAUAGACAUGUUGAAUUUCUGUAUAUGUGUAUUAAUUAUGACAAUCAGGAUGUUUCCUCAGUAGCAUCUUACAGGUUGCUCUCCGCAUAUUAGCACCUGACAUCACAAACCUUCCCAAAGACUCAAGCACACCCAGUGAUGAACAAUACAACACAAUCUGUCACACGUUCUGCACUUGUAAAGCCAAGCUGUUUUGCAGAAGCACAGACUCUACGAGUUUUUCAGCCAAUCUUGUGUGAUGAUUCAUUUUUGAAGUCACAUCUGUUGCACCACUGAUAUAGAGCACUCUGGUAAAAUAUGCCAUAUCGACCAGAACACAAUUUCACCCUUUAAGGAAUCUGAUCUACAAAGUGACAGAUCAAGUGCUUUUUUUGGGACACUUGUCUCUUUUUGAACUUCAAAGUUAUUCUGAUGGGAAGCAGCGUUCAAAGUUUUCAGCGAUUCGCAGGUCUUCUUGUAAAACAUAGCACCGUCUUAGAAGAGGAACAAAAUGUGUCUCUCACUGCAGUGAAGUGAACGCGCUUAAACGUCUGUGACAACUUUCGUGCAGCGUUUGAGAGAUAAAGGAAGUUAAUCAGCACAUAUAUAGAAACGACAGAUGCAGCUUGACCCUAAAGGGCUUGUGGUGAGAGUAAAGAAAUAUAAAGCAAGCACAGUUUCCCCUCAAACACUUGACCCUUUCCUCUAAUUUUGACCUUGUGAAUCCACUUAAAUAUGACAAGCACGAAGCUACAGAGAAAGAAAAAAACACCCCUGCAUAUUUAAAAUCCUUAGAUUACCAAUAUUGCUGUUGCCUCAUUUGGUUUUAUUACCUGCAUGUUGAAACAUUUAUGAAUGUGAGGCCUUUGGUGUGCCUCAGUGAUGGUAGUUGAAGUUAUCACUAUUUAUUGCACAUCAAAGGCCUGCCAGUGAUUCCCUAAAUCUGUAAACCCUGCACAAGGAACCAUUCUUGAAGCUCCCUGUCCUGUGUUAUUGCCUUAAGGCUGCCCACUGGGGAGGUGAUGAGGUUGAACGGACAGUCGUAGACAAAGUGAUUUUUCAGUGGUUCACCAGAUUGACCGCAUGGAAUCGAUUCUUUGUGGCAUUGAGAUAAAAACAUGUGCAAAAGGGGGAUCGUGUCAAAGAGGAGGCAGCUUGAGGAGAGGGGAUUAGUUUGGGGACAUGUGUUUAAUGGCUUCUUUAAUAAGGCCAGCUCUGACUUGCCUUGUCUCCAUCGAGAGUGCUCAUGAUAUAAAAGACCCAAAGAGAUGAGAGGAAGGGUGUGACAGUCAGAGAGCCAUUUCCCCUGCCUCUCUCACUUUGCUUUGUCUUCGGUGUGACAUAAAAUCACUCUGUUGAGGUUAUCACAGGACAAAGUUUGAUCGGCCUCAUAAUGAACAAUAACAGUGUGUGCAAUAUGUAAUUAGCACUCCUUCUGCCCAGGCAGUGCUCUUUGCCUUUGUGGAACUCCUGCCUGUUUGUCUGCAAGGACCUGUUACCAUGUUUUUCCCAGUGCCUCUAAGACUUUGUUCUUGCCAGAAAUCCCCAGUUGAUCUUGUAUUACAGCAUUAGAUCAGCAGCUAUGACACAGUAACACUUUUACCCAAAGAAGAGGCUGCGAGAAUUAGCUUGUUCCCCUUUUUUUUCUGCGGGAAAAUAAAAGAAGAAAACAGCACUUGAAAUGCAGAGUGUGUGAGGUUGCAGCGGUGGCAUUUGACUAAACACUCCCCAAGCUCCAACAAUGUGCAAAACUGCAAGCUCGCAGCACAGUGAAUUAAGCCUCACUCACCCUGGGUGCUCUGUAGCUUUGCCAGGAAGGUUCAAGCCCUGGGUUUCAUAUUGAGUGAAGUCAAAUGAAAGAAAUUCACUUACUCAUGCUGUUCCACUCAAAUCCGUAACUCUCCGAGUUAAAUUUGCUGCAUUUGCGUCUGGUGAGCGUUGGGGAGGAAGUAUUCACGCUUGGCUUCUUUCCUCAAGUAAAGUCUGAGAUGAAACCUCCCAGAAUUGCGUGAGUGCUCUCUGGAAUGAUUUUUUUUCAAGACAAGUGUUAGUGGGCUGUGAUUUCAACUUGGCCCGAGGCUUAGAGGGCAUUUCGCAGACACUCACAGUGGAUGCCCCUGGCAAUCAGAAAAAACUCAUGCAAACUUGAAAUCAAACAUAGAAGAAAUAUACAUAUAUAAAUAUAUCUAAGUGAGAUGUUUGUGUAUGAUAUUAUAAUUGUGAAGAAAAGUGUGAUAUAUAUAUAGGCCUAGAUUAAAUUAUAUACUGUAAAAUGUCAUCAUCUCUUCAGUUUUAUAUAUUAGUGACCAUUUUGUACAGAUUUUUCUUUUUUAAUUCAUUGAGAAAGAUAUUACAUUUCACACUCAGAUUAUUUAUUCAUACGCAGAACAUUUUUAUAUUUGUUUAAAAAUAUCUGUAUAGAUAACAGUUAGCCUCUGUAAUAUACGCUGAAGUUCAUUUUUAAAUUCUAGGGUUUUCUUUCGGUGAGUUAGAUUUUAUGUAAUUUUUGAUUUUUUUUAAAAAAGCUUGUCCCUGAAAAUGCUCGUCCAGCUCGUCUGCACCUCUGCCUCCUUAUGUGAAGGGUCACUAUUGAGGUGUAAGAAGCUGGACCAGUGCCUGUGCUUAGGGGCUUAUUUUGCUACUAUUUUUGUUUUUGUUUUCGGGGGUUGUUUUCUGUACCUGUGGAUUUUUUCUUUUUCAAAUUUCACCCCAUCCUGUAUUUGUGAUUCAGCUGGUAUUAGUGUGUUGGUCAGAAACACAGAUAUUGUGGUAACUACUGUGAAAGGUCAGUUUAUGGGCCCAAAGGCUUCAUAUAGAGCCUUGCUGCUUUGACAAAAGUAAGUUACACGGCUUUAAUUUUCCUCUGUGUCAUGUUUGCAUGUGAACAGGAGUGGUAGCAAUGUGAAUGUUGGUGCAAAAGCAUUCAAAGACGACAGGCUCUUAAUCAUUACAACAAGUGGAAGUGCAUUUUGUUGCUUAUUCAGUUCCAGCUGUUGCACUGAGUGGCUUUAAGUAGCAGUGAAGCUAAACCACAGGAGUUGUUAAAACCACCAAGAUGGAUCAAUAAGGGAAUUAUGUGGAGUUGUGUGAAUUAAAAGUUUUAUCCCUUCCUUUGCCAUGGUAUCUUUUUUUAUAAUGAACCUACAUUCUAUAGUAUGUAUAUGAGAUUUUUACAUGAAUGUGUGGAUGUUCAAAAAUCUUGGCAUCAAAAGUAGAAAAACAAAAUUGACUUGUAAAUAGGCCGAGUCAUUCCUAGCGAGUUCAACAAAUUGUUAUGUCCAAAAGAAGAUGUUUUAUUAAUAAACUAUGACGAUGGGUACAAAGGUAUAUACAAAAACAAUGCAUGUAUAGUCUCAAGCAAUCGCACGGUGCAGUCGAAAAAAUAAAAUGUUGUCUACGUGUUUUCUCAAAAAAAUGAGAACGAGAAAGAGAGAGAAAGCGGUUUUGUGUUAGAGGUUUACAAACAUGAAGAAUGAGACAUUAUUUUGCUAUCUGUGACACAGGCAUGUUCAGUCUUACUGUGAUGUUAUGUGACGAUGAAGAUGACGGUAGUGGAGGAGAGUGUUGGAUGUUUUGAAGGAUUCAGAAUGCUUGAACGCACCCCAAUAAGAGACAUCACCAGCGAUGGUGUACUCUUUCCACAGAGUGAUUCUCCCAUUUGUAGAGUAGUGUGAUAUAAGAACAAAAAUAAUACAGAAAAUAGAUCUACAAUAUAAUGAUAUAUAAAUUUAAAAGCCUACUGAUACUGGAGAUACUAAUUUAUCAGUGUGGAUGCCAUGAUAUUCUGUGAGAAAUGUGUGUGUUUUUCCUGUGAGAAGACAGUCGGCAGUUGAACCUGCCUUCUUUUGUACAUAACUUGCUGUGAUUGUGUGUCCAAUAAAGUGCAGCUCUCUUGUACAGUG
Molecule: messenger RNA, 10575 nt
Organism: Centropristis striata (black sea bass)
Lineage: Eukaryota; Metazoa; Chordata; Actinopteri; Perciformes; Serranidae
Gene: srcin1a
Product: SRC kinase signaling inhibitor 1a
Exons: 23
Coding region: 303-4853 (1516 amino acids)
Biological process (GO): regulation of dendritic spine morphogenesis
Cellular component (GO): postsynaptic density; cytoplasm; actin cytoskeleton
Source: RefSeq, a predicted model, not a curated record